Dermacentor andersoni is the source of this 519-nucleotide messenger RNA. Lineage: Eukaryota; Metazoa; Arthropoda; Arachnida; Ixodida; Ixodidae. The record is from RefSeq and is a predicted model, not a curated record.
AUGGUGACGGGAGUGGCAGCGAGUGCCACCAGGCCACACCCCGACCCAUCACACUCGGUGGCGCCGCUGCCGCCACUUGGAGAAGCUAGGCACGUAGAGGCUGCACCGGCGGGGUCGCAGCAUAGCGGCGGUUGCUACAAGUGCCCGUUCUGCAGCAAGUUAUUUGAGAAACGGUGGUUCCUCCAGCGGCACGUACGCAUCCACACGGGUGACAAGCCUUUCCGGUGCCAGCUCUGCCCAGCGACCUUCAACCAAAAGGGCAAUCUAGUGGUGCACACCCGUCGCCACACAGGGGACCAUCACUGGGCCAGCUCUGUGGUGCCUGUGGACAAAGGCAACGGCUCGGUUCAGUACCAGUGUUCGCUGUGUCCUUACAUGACCACCCGGAGAGGCAACAUUCGUCUGCACCAAGUGACACAUUCUGACCAGCACCCAUUCCUCUGCCCACUGUGCUUCAGGGCCUUCAAGCGCAAUCACCACCUCAAACGCCACCUGUUGAAAAAGCACCCUCGGCUCUGA